Messenger RNA from Pocillopora damicornis (cauliflower coral), 2585 nucleotides. Its product is annotated as putative ammonium transporter 3. Gene Ontology annotation, cellular component: plasma membrane. Gene Ontology annotation, molecular function: ammonium channel activity. Gene Ontology annotation, biological process: ammonium transmembrane transport; ammonium homeostasis. The record is from RefSeq and is a predicted model, not a curated record. Lineage: Eukaryota; Metazoa; Cnidaria; Anthozoa; Scleractinia; Pocilloporidae.
GGUAGCUUGCACUGUUUCAGUUUGCAUAAAUUGCGAGUCCGCCGGCUGUAACUGAUGGUAAAAUUAGAGAUGAACUCUUCUAGUACUAACAUAAAUGGAAGCGAGUCUGUAACAAGCCCUGCUGAGUUGAAUUCGGACGAUGCAACAUGGAUUUUGACAAGUGCUUUCAUAAUAUUUACAAUGCAGUCUGGAUUCGGACUAGUGGAGUCAGGUCUGGUCUCCCAGAAGAAUGAGGUCAAUAUUAUGGUUAAAAAUGCCGUGGACGUCAUAUAUGGAGGACUAUCUUAUUGGUUGUACGGAUUUGCUUUUAGCUUUGGCAUCGCUGAAGGAACAAAUGCCUUUUGUGGCAUGGGUUAUUUUGCGAUGGACGUAGAAGCUGAGCAAGGAGAUGUGUUCGCCCUGUAUUUCUUUCAGAUGUCGUUCGCCACAACUGCCACAACCAUCGUGUCGGGGGCAAUGGCGGAAAGAACUCAUCUACAUGCAUACACAAUUUACUCUUUUACCAACACGAUAUCGUACGUCUUUCCAGCACAUUGGCUGUGGGGUGAAAAAGGCUUUCUCAAGGAGCUUGGUGCUAUUGACAUUGCAGGGUGUUCUGGUGUUCACUUAGUUGGAGGAGUCGCUGGUUUGGUGGCCUCGAUCAUGCUGGGUCCGAGACUAGGACGAUAUGACAAUUCAGUCAAACAAGGAAAGCCGGGGUCACUCACCAAUGUUCUACUAGGAACGUUUAUGCUGUGGUGGGGCUGGCUUGGGUUUAAUUGUGGCAGCACUUUUGGAAUGAGUGGAGGAAAAUGGCUACUUGCCUCAAGGUCAGCAAUAGUAACAUUGAACGGGUCAAUUGGAGGAGGAAUCUUAGGGAUAGCUUACAGCUACUACUACCGAAAAGGAAAGCUGGACGUGGCAGUAUUCAUAACUGGCAUUCUAGGAGGUCUCGUGGGUAUCACAGCCAUCUGUGCUGUGUGUCGUCCUUGGGAGGCCUUCCUCAUAGGAUUCAUAGGAGGAUUGGUUGCAUGCGGCAGUUGCGACAUUAUUGACAGAUUGAAAGUCGAUGACCCUGUGGGUUGCAUAGGAACUCAUGCUGUCGCUGGUAUUUGGGGGAUGAUUGCAGUCGCUUUAUUUGUAGAAGAAGACGAGCUUGAGGGAUUGUCAGAUGCUCGUGGGCUCUUCAAAGGUGGCAGCGUAAAACUGCUUGGUGUCCAACUUCUGGCAUGUGUCGUUAUUGCCGCUUGGAGCGCUAUGACUACAUGGCUACAAUUGUUUCUUAUCAAUAAAAUUCUUCCAAUUAGACUCACUCGUGAGCAAGAGAUCAUAGGUACUGACAAACUUGAGCACGGGAUUGACUGUAAUGAUUCUGAGGACGACAUCUUUGGACUGGAAAACGAUACACUGGAGGGAGAAGAGGACGGAGUCGACAGUUUCGGAGAAUACACCAAAAAUGAAGCUCUAGCUAAUAGGCACGGAGCCAACAUGGAUCAAAUACUUACCAUUCGGAAUCUUCCAGGAUAUGCCAACUAUGGUCUCGAGUCCAGUUCAGGAAGCCAUUUAUCGAAGCGAAAGAUGACAGCUGAAGUCGGAGUACAGGUGGAUCUGCAAGACGCUUAACUUUUCCAGGAAUCACGUCUCCUCGCAAGCUCUUAUUCUGAUGAUCAUUUGACAUCUUUAGACCAAAGUCAGGUUUCAUUUUUUUGCAAACGUAGAAAAUGUGCUAGUCAUUCUUUAAAUUACUGUGAAUACGUAAAUAUUUGAUUUUCAUAUAUUCACAAUCAUUUACUCACCACCUAACGAGUUCAUUACAACUCUCAGUUGGUAGAGCAAUGCUCCGGUAUCGCAAAGGUCAUUGGCUUUAAUCCAGUACAGGCUUGAAUUUUUCCCUUAUUUUGAGCCUCAUUUUCACUACCGCCUAAGUAGUAUUCGUUACUGCGAAGGUCGCUUUCAUAUUCAUCAGUUACCUUUAUAACUAACUUAAUGAACUCGUGAAUAGGAUCCGGUUUUAUAGACCUUAGACUGGGCUAAAACGGAAUAACUAAGAGUGUCCACACCUUAUAAAGUGUAAAUUUAUGCAAAAAAUUAACUCGCAAUUUACUUCUAUUUCGAGUGAUGUAUAAUGAGCGAUAACAAUCACCCGCGAGAUACUGGUGUGAAGUUUGCAAAUGGGAUAGCCGACGAAUGUUUUUAAGUUUACCAUGAGGACUUACUUUUGAGGAUAAAAAACGUUUUUGUCAUUACAAUUUUUAAUGUUGGAUAAUCAAGUCUUAUUAGUUCCUGUUCAGAAUAUUAAUCUGCGUCCUCAAAAAAAACGAGUUCCUUUCAAUUGGUCACUAAAUUUAGCGGUUUUGAAUAACAACUAAGCCCUAACACCUCAGCUUUCGUUGGUUGUUUUUCUUCAUUUUCCUUAACUUGAAUAAUUUAGAAACUUUAAUUAAGGUUAUUUUUAUACCUUGGUUAGUUAUAGGAAAGGUGAGCUAAAUUAAAAUCCGUCCUUUCUUUCCUAAAGAACUGUUUGAAUUUAUGAAAUUUUGCUGCUGUGCAGAAAAGUUUAAUCCUGAUCUUACUUGUAAUCUUGAGAAUAUGUGAGAUCAUUCCCC